AUGAAUGCCUCGCAUCGGCUCCAGGCCGACACACUGAAGUUGUACAGCGAGCACAAGACUGUGAUCCACGCCCGAAACCUCUUUGCCGACUAUGUCAGCUUCCGAGUUCAGUUCGGCCUGGUGAUGUGCUCCAACGAGCGGCUGCACAUGUCUCUUGACGGGGGAACCGACAGACGACUGUCGGUGGCAGAAUGGCCGAUUCAGUUCUGCCAGGUGCCGCGUGCCAGCCACGAGCGGUUGGUGCAGGUCGGGCUCAAGGACGAGCAGAGGCUCGCUGACAACAGCCCAGGGCUUCUCUACGUGCUGCUCAAGGUGUUCAAGGUCUUCGGCGCUGUGCAGGACACUCUGGUUCGACCGUGGCCGCUGUGGGUGGAGCAGGCCACGCGCAGCUACCUGCAAGGCGACUCAGUGGAGUUUGUGUGGGAGUCUUUCGUUGAGACCUGGGAGAUGGCCUCGAGGCCGUCCAUGGAGUGUGCGGGCUACGGAGUGGUGUCGGAUGCCUGCGUUGCCUUCGCCAGGACAAAGAACGUCGGCGUUUCGGCCGCCGGCAGUCACUUCAAGCAGGCAAUGCUACGCCACAAGCACAAUGGCCGCUACGUGGCCAAGUUCCUGAACGAAAACCAGUGCUUCAAUCAGCCCAAAAGGGCUGCGUAG
Messenger RNA from Effrenium voratum, 654 nucleotides. NCBI's taxonomy places the organism in Eukaryota, Dinophyceae, Suessiales, Symbiodiniaceae. The record is from the annotation of a GenBank genome assembly.